AUGGCUGCUAUCGUUUUCAGGGUUGCGCUCCGGAGCUGGAGAACCGGCGCUCUGCCGGGUUGCGGGCUGCGGCACCUGAGCCAAAUUCAGGGGUCACCUGAUUACCCUAGCUUCGUGGAAUCUGUGGAUGAAUACCACUUUGUGGAGCGCCUGUUACCCCCUACCAGCAUCCCAGAGCCCCCAAAGCAUGAACAUUAUCCCACUCCCAGUGGCUGGCAACCUCCACGAGACCCCCCACCCAACCUGCCCUACCGUGUGCAGCGCUCUCGGAUGCAUAACAUACCAGUCUACAAAAACAUCACACAUUGUAACCGCCAGACGACUGUGAUCCGAAAGGUGGAGGGGGACAUCUGGGCCCUGCAGAAGGAUGUGGAGGAUUUCCUCAGCCCGCUGCUGGGAAAGAAGCCCAUCACUCAGGUCAAUGAGGUGACGGGGACCCUACAGGUCAAAGGCCACUUUGACCAGCAGCUGAAAGGCUGGCUCCUGGAGAAGGGUUUCUGA
Chrysochloris asiatica (Cape golden mole) is the source of this 501-nucleotide messenger RNA. RefSeq names its product mitochondrial ribosomal protein L49 (gene MRPL49). NCBI's taxonomy places the organism in Eukaryota, Metazoa, Chordata, Mammalia, Afrosoricida, Chrysochloridae. The record is from RefSeq and is a predicted model, not a curated record. Gene Ontology annotation, molecular function: structural constituent of ribosome. The coding region runs from base 1 to 501 and encodes 166 amino acids. The transcript is spliced from 4 exons. Gene Ontology annotation, biological process: translation. Gene Ontology annotation, cellular component: ribosome; mitochondrial large ribosomal subunit.